This is a messenger RNA of Miscanthus lutarioriparius, 492 nucleotides long. Lineage: Eukaryota; Viridiplantae; Streptophyta; Magnoliopsida; Poales; Poaceae. The record is from the annotation of a GenBank genome assembly.
AUGCUUGGACUUGGACAGUGCGCUCUGCUUUGGAUUAGUGAGAAUCUGUGGAACUCAGAUCAUGGCCAUGCGCUUGAUGCCUGCAAGGAUAGCUUUUUUUUUGAGCCUCCCUGCAAGGAUAGCUUGAAGAAGCUGCAACUAGAUUAUCUCGAUCUCUAUCUUAUUCACUUCCCAGUAGCUACUAGGCAUACAGGAGUUGGCACAACUUCUAGUGCUCUUGGUGAUGAUGGCGUGCUAUUUCAUUGGAAACAACAUGGCAUGCAAUGGAAGAACUUGUUUCCAUGGGACUGGUGCGCAGCAUUGGAAUCAGCGCAUACCCCCUUGGGUGGCUCCACUGCCAACACCGAGUGGUUCGGGUCGGUCUCGUGCCUCGACGACCCUGUCAUCAAGGGCUUGGCUGAGAAGUACGGCAAGACGCCGGUGCUGCUUGUCCUCUGGUGGGGUCUGCAGCGUAACACAGUGGUGAUCCCCAUGACCUCCAAGGCACAGUAA